AUGGCUGACAACAAUACAACAGCUGCAGAUGGUGGUAGCAGCUCCUCUCUGCAACAAGUUAAUGACAUGAUCAUAAUAGUCCAGGUGAUGAAUGCAAUCUUCAUUUACAUCAUCUGCCUGCUCAUCUUCACCUUCUUCAAAAAGGACACCUUUCUCUCAAACACACGUUAUAUUUUCUUUGCUCACACACUGCUGACUGACUGUUUGUACCUAAUCAUGACUAAUAACUUGCUCCUCCUGACUUACUUUAGUGUCACCAUGCCAGCUGCUGUGUGUGUUUUCUUCUGUGUGUUGCUUUGUGAGUUGACCUUUGUCACGCCGCUGACACUGACAGCCAUGAGCCUGGAGCGGUAUGUGGCCAUCUGCAUGCCCCUGCGCCAUGGAGAGCUCUCCACUGUACGCAGAGCCAUUCACUGCAUCCUACUCAUCCACAGCAUCAGUGCCAUACAGCCCAUCAUAAUUGUCUCCAUCUUCUUUGCCUCAGUCCCUCUGGACUUCUACACGCAGUAUAAGCUGUGUUCAGCAGAGAUGUUUAUUGCACAUAAGUGGCAGAGACACCUUAGAUCAGUUAUAGGUCAGUUAUACUUUCUGGUCAUGUCCAUCACCAUUGUGUUUACCUAUGUUAGAAUAAUUGCAGUGGCCAAAGAAUCUUCGGACAAUAAGAAAUCUUUAUCUAAAUGUCGUAAAACGGUGAUUCUCCACGCUAUCCAGUUGUUCCUGUGUCUGAUCCAGCUGUGGUGCCCGUUCAUUGAGGCUGCCAUCCUGCCAAUUCAUUUGAAAUUGUACAAUGUGAGAUUCUUUGAUUACAUUGUUUUUAUUCUGGCCCCGCGAUGUCUUUGUCCACUUGUCUAUGGCCUAAGGGAUGAAAAGUUUUUCCUUGCAAUUAAAUGUUAUGUAUUUUUUGGGGUGAAUAAGAACAUUUCCCCAAUACUUGUUGAUAACUUAAUUACUGGUCAUAUGAAAACAUAACACUUGCUUAACAGGCAAG
This is a messenger RNA of Oncorhynchus nerka (sockeye salmon), 988 nucleotides long. RefSeq names its product odorant receptor 131-2-like. The record is from RefSeq and is a predicted model, not a curated record. NCBI's taxonomy places the organism in Eukaryota, Metazoa, Chordata, Actinopteri, Salmoniformes, Salmonidae. The transcript has a single exon. Gene Ontology annotation, cellular component: membrane. Gene Ontology annotation, biological process: G protein-coupled receptor signaling pathway; detection of chemical stimulus involved in sensory perception of smell. Gene Ontology annotation, molecular function: odorant binding; G protein-coupled receptor activity; olfactory receptor activity. Bases 1 to 969 code for a protein of 322 amino acids.